AUGGCGCGAUCCUCAUCGUUGAAUGGCUCCUGGGCUGAAGAUGAUGCUGCCGAGGAGGAGGAGGAGGAGGAGGAGGAGGAGGAGGAGGAGGAGGAGGAGGAGGAGGAGGAGGAGGAGGAGGAGGAGGAGGAGGAGGAGGAGGAGGAGGAGGAGGAGGAGGAGGAGGGAGGAGGAGGGGAGGGAGGAGGAGGAAGCAGGGAGGCAGUCAGAGACGCCGUCACACCAUCGCUCGCGAGCCACACACUGCACGCCGUUGCUGCACUUGCUGCCCCAAUCAGGGCAGCUCCACCUCGCACACACACCCGGAUCCUCAUCCUCUCCGUCGAUGAUGCCGUCGCACCACCGGGCGGCAUCUAA
Molecule: messenger RNA, 357 nt
Organism: Closterium sp. Yama58-4
Lineage: Eukaryota; Viridiplantae; Streptophyta; Zygnematophyceae; Desmidiales; Closteriaceae
Source: the annotation of a GenBank genome assembly